Molecule: messenger RNA, 1443 nt
Organism: Penicillium macrosclerotiorum
Lineage: Eukaryota; Fungi; Ascomycota; Eurotiomycetes; Eurotiales; Aspergillaceae
Product: FK506-binding protein 4
Exons: 3
Coding region: 1-1443 (480 amino acids)
Cellular component (GO): chromatin; nucleolus
Molecular function (GO): macrolide binding; peptidyl-prolyl cis-trans isomerase activity
Source: RefSeq, a predicted model, not a curated record
AUGUCCGCAGUUCAGCCUGUUGCUGUCUACGCCCUCCGGGUCCCUCCCGGUGCUAUGGUGCCCGCUGUGCCAAAUGCCGCGGCCUCGUUCCGUGUGAGCAUGGCUGCUAUUGACCCUGAUGAGGAGCCUGAGUUCGAGGAUGGUGACUCCAGCAAGCCUGCCCGCGCCACCCUGAAGAUUGUUCGCCCUCCUCCUGGUCUCGAUAUGGAUGACUCCGAUGACGAGGACUACAGCGACGAGGAGGAUGAUGAGGACGACUCCGAUGACGAGGAGGUCAACGGUGGCCCCAGCGACAAGGAAAAGGCCCGCAAGCUCAAGCAGGCCGCCGCCCAGAAGGAGCUCGAGGAGGCCAUGGAGGAGGAUGACGAUGAGGACGAGGAUGAUGGUGGUUUUGAUCUGAAGGCUGCUAUUUCAAAGCUCAUCAAGGGCAAGGGCCCUGCUACCGAUGAUGAUGAGUCUGAUGAUGAGUCCGACGAAGGUCUCGACCUUGACGAGAGUGUCAUCUGUACCCUGAGCGCCGACAAGAACUGCCAGCAACCUCUGGAUAUCACUGUCUGUGAGGGUGAGCGUGUUUUCUUCAAGAACACCGGUAGCCAGACUGUCUUCCUCACCGGCAACUACGUUAUUGGUCUUGAUGAGGGCCACCCCGACGAGUAUGAUGAGGAUGAGGAAGAUGACUACGACCUCUCUCCUGACGAGGAUGAGCUUGAUAUGGAUGCGAUUAUGGCCAUGGAUGACGACGAGAGCGACGACUUGGAUGGGAUGGACGACCCUCGCAUCACGGAGGUCGACAGCGAGGAGGAGGCCCCCAAGCUUGUUCAGGCCAAGGGCAAGGGCAAGAACAAGCGCGCCGCCGAGUCUGAAGAGGAUGGCCUCGACGACAUGAUGGCCAAGGGUGCCAAGGGCAAGACCGCCAAGGAGGAGCCCGCCCUAACCAAGGCUCAGCAGAAGAAGCAGAAGAAGAACAACGGCGAAGCUGCCGCCGUUGAGCAACCCAAGAAGGAGACCAAGACCGACAAGAAGGAGGCCAAGACCGACAAGAAGGUUCAGUUCGCCAAGAACCUCGAGCAGGGCCCCACUCCUUCUGGCGAUAAGCCCACAGGCACCCUCGGAGUGAAGGAGGUCCGUGGCGUCAAGAUUGAUGACAAGAAGCUAGGUAAGGGUGUCGCUGCCAAGAGCGGCAACACUGUUGCCAUGCGCUAUAUCGGCAAGCUCGAGGACGGCAAGGUCUUCGACUCCAACAAGAAGGGCAAGCCCUUCACCUUCAAGCUCGGCAAGGGCGAAGUCAUCAAGGGCUGGGACAUCGGUGUUGCUGGUAUGGCUCCCGGUGGUGAGCGCCGUAUCACCAUUCCUCCUCAGCUCGCCUAUGGCAAGAAGGCUUUGCCUGGCAUCCCUGGCAACUCCAAGUUGAUUUUCGAUGUCAAGCUGCUGGAGAUCAAGUAA